AUGGCUUCGGUUAGUCGUCGCGUCCUGCUAGCGCUGCCCUCCCUUCUCCUGCUCGCGCUCCGGCACGUGGCGCUGUCCGCUCCCGCGGCCACAUUCCCGGGCGACAAGGCGGCGCUCGCGGCGCUGAGGUCCGCGGUGGCCGCGUCCUCGGUGCCGCCCUACUCCUGCCUCGCGUCGUGGGACUUCGCCCGCGACCCCUGCGCGGCGUUCCCGUGCGGCCUCCGCUGCUACGCGGCCGGCGCCGCCAACUCCUCCUACCUCCGCGUGACGGCCGUCGCGCUCGACUCCGCGGGCUACUCGGGCGCGCUCCCCGCGGCACUUCUGUCCUCGCUCCCCUUCCUCGCGUCGCUGUCCCUCGCCGACAACCGGUUCCACGGCGCGCUUCCGGCGGGGGUCCCGCUGCCGCCGAGCCUCCGCAUCCUCGACCUCUCCGGCAACGCCUUCUCCGGCGCCAUCCCGGCGUCCCUGUUCGCCGCGUCCUCCGCGCUGCAGGAGCUCUACCUCUCUCGCAACAGCUUCUCCGGUGGGGUACCGCCGCAGCUGGCGCUCCUGGGCGCCCUGACGCGGCUCGAGCUGCAGCACAACGCGCUCGCGGGGCCCCUGCCGAGGUUGGGCGCGAUGCGCUCGCUGGUCCACCUCGACGUGAGCGGCAACGCGCUGUCGGGCUCGUUGCUCGCCGCGCCGGGGACGCUGCCGCCGUCGCUCUGGUCCGUCGCGGCGCGCAACAACUCCUUCUCCGGGCCGCUGAGCGCCGCGGCGCUGGCCGCGCUCCCCGCGGUGCGGGUGCUGGACCUCACGGGCAACGCGGUGUCCGGCGCGGUCCCGGGCGCCGCGUUCGCGCACCCGGCGCUGCAGCAGCUGCGCCUGGGUUCCAACCAGCUCGACGCGGUCCAGGAGGCUCCCGACGGCGGAUCCUCCAGCCAGAUCGUCGAGCUGGACCUGAGCGGCAACAGGCUCGCCGGGCGGCUGCCAGCCUGCCUUGGCGCAAUGCCGCGGCUCGCGGCGGUCGCGCUCGACAGGAACCGGUUCACCGGCGGCAUUCCCGAACGGUACGCCGUCCGUGCCGCGGCCGAGGAGGCCACGGAGCAGUGGGUGCCGUUCGUCAGGCUGAUGCUGCAAGGCAACUAUCUCUGUGGAGCGCUGCCGAGGCAGCUGAGGCAGCUCAAGGAGGGCAGCGCAGUGGUGAGCUUGGCGGACAACUGCCUGCCGAGGUGUCCGCACAAGUUCUCCUUCUGCCAAGGGGCCCCGCAGAAGGACCACGCCACGUGUCCGAAGUGCGAUACUUCAAUCCAUCGUGAGGACAUUCUGCUGCGGAUGCCCUGA
Molecule: messenger RNA, 1323 nt
Organism: Miscanthus lutarioriparius
Lineage: Eukaryota; Viridiplantae; Streptophyta; Magnoliopsida; Poales; Poaceae
Source: the annotation of a GenBank genome assembly